AUGUCUGCUUCUAAAUCAAUGUAUUCAUCAUCAGAACCAAAAUCAUAGUCUGCAAUAUCAUAUGGAAGUGAUAGAGAUAGAGCUCUUUCACUUAGUAGGACAAAAAUAUCUCAAUUAUCAUAAAAACUAUCCAAUCACUAAAAUUCAAUUGAUUAAGAUUAGGUAAUAUAUCAUCUAUUCAUACUGAAUAGUUUAAAAAAGAAACUUAUGAAUAAAAGAUUAAAGUUUUAGAGGACAAAGCAGUAAUAAGGUGAUGAAUCAAAGGUUAAGUUAUUGAAGGAAUAAUUAUAAAAAGUUUGAA
Molecule: messenger RNA, 301 nt
Organism: Paramecium primaurelia
Lineage: Eukaryota; Ciliophora; Oligohymenophorea; Peniculida; Parameciidae
Source: the annotation of a GenBank genome assembly